Molecule: messenger RNA, 626 nt
Organism: Varroa destructor (honeybee mite)
Lineage: Eukaryota; Metazoa; Arthropoda; Arachnida; Mesostigmata; Varroidae
Product: small ribosomal subunit protein uS8A-like
Biological process (GO): translation
Cellular component (GO): ribosome
Molecular function (GO): structural constituent of ribosome
Source: RefSeq, a predicted model, not a curated record
GCUGGGUUUUAGACGUGCGACCGUGUUAGAUAUCAGUGAGAUUUUGUUAAGGCUGUGUCGAACGGAAUCGAGCGUGAUUUGUGCUACUUCACGAACCUUCGUUUGCAAGCCUGUGUAACCAACAACCACGUGAUUCCUUAGAACAAAGAAACUAAUCCUUUUGGGCGAAAAGUUAUCAUUUGUCGAAAUGGUCCGCACUAACGUACUGGCUUCGGCCUUGAAUUCCAUCAACAAUGCUGAGAAACGCGGUAAGCGCCAGGUCUUGAUUCGGCCCUGCUCAAACGUUAUCAUCAAGUUUCUCACUGUCAUGAUGAAGAAGGGCUAUAUCGGCGAAUACGAGGUCGUCGAUGAUCAUCGAUCUGGAAAGAUCGUAGUUUUCCUAAACGGACGGAUCAAUAAAUGCGGUGUGAUCUCGCCUCGCUUUGAUGUGCCAAUCAGGGAUUACGAAAACUGGCUGUCGUCGCUGCUGCCGUCGCGUCAGUUCGGCUACGUAGUGAUGACUACAUCUGGCGGGGUCAUGGAUCAUGAGGAGGCCCGUAGGAAGAAGCUUGGAGGCAAGAUCUUGGGAUUCUUCUAUUAAAAAUAAAAGGCACACAUGUUAUAACGUGCAUAAUAAGGGCCCUAAA